CAAUUGGCUUGCUUUCUGGCUCAAAGCGGGCCGAUGCAAGCCUGCCAGUCUUGGCUUGUAGACAGCUUCAGGCGAUGCCUGCGUUUGAUGCCCAGGCUGUACAGAAGACCAAGAUGAAGGCGGUGAUGGCGCAGGCCUUGCAGAAAGCAUGGCGCAGUGGUUCAAUGGGCUUUCUGGCUGGAACGUCACAAGUGUUGGUCUUCAUGUGGUUGCGAACCGCCAUGAACUACCAAUACAAGUUUGGUGGAUCCUUGAGGGAGGUCUUGCAGAAGCUUUGGGCUGAAGGAGGCUUGUUGCGUUUGUAUCAGGGCCUUUUUUGGGCGAUCUUGCAAGUACCACUCUCGCGCUUUGGAGAUGUCGCAGCCAAUGAUUUGAGUUUGGCUGUUGCCAGAGUGUGGGUGCUCCCUUUGAGUAUGACCACCUUCUUAGGCUCGAUUUCAGGUGCUGCCUGGCGGAUUCUCAUCACACCAGUUGAGACCUGUAAGACCAUUCUUCAGACAGAUGGCUCUCAGAUCUUGAGGAAGAAGCUCAUGAGAGGGGGGCUUUUUGGAUUGUGGGAGGGCUGGGAAGGAAAUUAUUUGGCCAACCUUCUGGGCAGCUACCCCUGCUUUGUGGCGAUGAACCUGCUCCAGCAUCAUCUCCCAGUUCCCCGUGGCCGUCUCCAAGUGCUGGGGCGAAGUGCCUUGAUUGGAGCAAUUGGGACCUCUGCCAGUGAUGUAGUGGCGAAUUUCAUGUGCAUCAUCAAGACGAAGAAGCAAACCAGCAGUGAGGACUGCAGUUACUGGAGAGCUGCUCAGCAGAUCAUUGAGAAGGAUGGCGUCGGAGGCGUCUUCUUUCGGGGUUUGGGGACUCGGAUUUUGAUCAACAUUCUGCAGGGCAGCUUCUUCAAUGUGCUUCACAAGUACUUGUCAUCGAUCGAUUAGGCCAUGCGGCCUUGUCAGAAUUUUCCAGCAGGCAGAAGAGCUGCCAGGCUGCAGCAGCUAUGAGCCGAUCGGCUGCCACAAUUCAACUGUUGGGCUGUUGACUAAAGAGUCCAGUCCCAUGUGCAUGUGUUUUGCAUGAGAAAAA
This is a messenger RNA of Durusdinium trenchii, 1068 nucleotides long. The record is from the annotation of a GenBank genome assembly. Lineage: Eukaryota; Dinophyceae; Suessiales; Symbiodiniaceae.